CGCAGUAAUUUUAGAGAGCGAUUAGUUAACGAAAAAACUAAGCAAAAUGAGGGCUACUCUGGCAUUGACUCUGCUGCUCAGCUGCCUCACAGGAAUUCUGUCGCAAAAAAAUUUGGAUGCCGCGGUGUCCAAGGCAAUGGUGGAAGGUUGCAUGAAGGAAAACGGCGUAACUCACCAGGACAUAGAGGACUUGCAAUCGGGCAAGGUGAAACCAGAGGAUGCCAAGGACAACGUGAAGUGUUCCACCCAGUGCAUUCUGGUCAAGAGUGGCUUCAUGGACUCCACGGGAAAACUGCUGACCGACAAGGUUAAGGCUCACUAUGCCAACACGAAAUUUAGUGACGCCAUCGAAAAGGAUUUGGAAAAGUGCAGCCAGGUCAAGGGGGAAAAUGCCUGCGACACGGCAUUCAAGAUUUUAGGCUGCUUCCAGGGCGUCGAAUAGAAGUCCAGCAUAACAUUUCAAGAGCAAACAUGGCAAGCAGUAUACACAUAUAUAGCAAAUCCUUCAAUUCAAAAUGUACCAAACAGCAUUUUAAGUUUAAUAUAAAAGUUGCAAGAA
Messenger RNA from Drosophila suzukii, 559 nucleotides. It is a transcript of the gene Obp56g, whose product is annotated as Odorant-binding protein 56g. The record is from RefSeq and is a predicted model, not a curated record. Gene Ontology annotation, molecular function: odorant binding. Gene Ontology annotation, biological process: sensory perception of smell. NCBI's taxonomy places the organism in Eukaryota, Metazoa, Arthropoda, Insecta, Diptera, Drosophilidae.